AUUAUAUUUAACUAACAACAACUAAGAAGGCCAGUCAAAAUAUGCAAUUAUAUUAAUUAAAAAAAAAAGCCUGAAAAAAUCGUUGUGCGCAAAAUUAUUUAGUCACUAAAUUGGAGAAGCCAAAAAGGAGGAGUCAUAAAUCUCUGUUAACUUAAGUAAAAAUGAAUAUAGAAUAUUUCAAUGAAGGCCUCGAAUGUCUAAUGUAUUGCGGACAAAAACUAACGCCAGAGCAAAAAGUGUUAAUUGAAAAUUCGCUAAUAGUUCUCCAGAAUGAAAAUCGCUUCACAGGCAUGUACUUUUGGGGUCGCAUUAAUGCGAUAACUCGAGACUAUUACAUCGCAUUUGGUUAUACCCAGGAUUGCUUAAAAGAUCGUAAAUUUUUUUACACGAUUGAUGGAUAUCAAUGGAUGAUGUUACCUUUUGUGCAUAGUCCGAAAAUUUUUCAAGCUACUAUUUUAUGUCGCGAGCCUUUUAUAGGAGAUCCAAUUCUUGUAACAACGGUAGAACUGGACCCUACAUUCGAAAUAGAUGCUAAUCAAAUAAUCUCAGCUAAUUUGCCCGAAAAGGUUAAACUAAAAGAAGAAGAGCGCUUGGCGGCUAUUGUUUUUAUUAUCACUGAGGAAUGUGCAGUGUGCCCACGCGGUGCCCUUUAUAAGCUUACAGAUGGACGUGUUAUACCCAACCAAAUGUUUCGAGGCCUCAGCGAUUUACAAGUUGAAAAUAUUUCCAACUACCAAAUACUUCGCUUACCAAGAAACGAUUUAAAGCACAAUUUGCUAAAGCGCAGUGAUUACAACUACGCUGUUGAUUUCCUAGACUGUAUAGCCGAUGUAAUACCACUACGACAAGCGUUCUCUUUAAACUUGAUGCGAAACGAACGUUUGAUAGUUAUAAAAUCUUGCCUCUGGCCUGGUAUGACAUUUUUUCACAAGUUAAACUCUCGCAAACAUGGAUUUCUCUAUUUCGGUGACGGCAAGAAGAACUAUGAUCUUCUCUUUAUGUAUUAACAAAUACGAAAAUGAAAGUAUUAAUUACACCAAUACGGAAGAAAUUUAUCGAUGCCUCGCUGUCUAAAAUGCUCAUCUUACUUACUACGUACUAGUUUAAAAAAAUUAUAAUAUUCAUAUUAUGAAACAAAUUCAAAAUAAUUUCAAGAAAACAAUAAAAUCGUUGUAUGGCGUGAAAUUAGUUUUACAUUUUAUAAUACAGAAAUCUAUGGUGAUACUUACCUCCAACGUAAUUCGUUUUUGUUUUCGGACGACAGCAGGUGUCUUCUUUUUUACCUGUCUUCAACGGCAAAUCACUUUCAAUUCUCUGACGUUUCACUUCUGGGCCAAUAUUUAAGGUAUUUUCAUCAACUCCAAUACUAGGUUUAACUUGCGACUCCACAAUUCCUUCUAAUGAUACCUUUUCGGCUGCAUUCAUAUGCAUUAUAUCAGAUAUGCUCUUGUCUAAAUCUGAACGUAAUUUGUUGUCAU
Messenger RNA from Zeugodacus cucurbitae (melon fly), 1478 nucleotides. It is a transcript of the gene Rsph9, whose product is annotated as radial spoke head protein 9 homolog. NCBI's taxonomy places the organism in Eukaryota, Metazoa, Arthropoda, Insecta, Diptera, Tephritidae. Gene Ontology annotation, biological process: axoneme assembly; cilium movement involved in cell motility; motile cilium assembly. The record is from RefSeq and is a predicted model, not a curated record. Gene Ontology annotation, cellular component: axoneme. The coding region runs from base 162 to 1007 and encodes 281 amino acids. The transcript is spliced from 3 exons.